This is a messenger RNA of Columba livia (rock pigeon), 3341 nucleotides long. Its product is annotated as inositol 1,4,5-trisphosphate receptor-interacting protein-like 1. Bases 95 to 1537 code for a protein of 480 amino acids. Lineage: Eukaryota; Metazoa; Chordata; Aves; Columbiformes; Columbidae. The transcript has a single exon. The record is from RefSeq and is a predicted model, not a curated record. Gene Ontology annotation, cellular component: membrane.
GGCUCUCUUGGACAUUGUCUUCGGGAUUUUGCAAAUUCUUAUCCACAAUGUGCAGUUGGUCGGUGAAGAACUGGAUGAGGAGACGCGCAAGCGCAUGGAGCAGCGUGCGGAGAUGCUGAAACGGGAGACGACUAGGCUGUGGCAGGAGGAAGAGCAGAUGAAGCAGGAGCAGAGGAACCAGGAAUCAAACAGCUUUACCUGGGCAUCCCUGCUCCUCUCUGCCUUGCAGCACUGGCAGUUCUGGGUGGUUGCUGGAGUCCUGGUCCUGCUCUUUGGGCUCUGCUGGUGGCUUAGGAAACGGAGCCGUGAGCCAGAGAGAGAAGAGGAGAGCUCCGACAGUGACGUGGAGGAGGAGGAACACGAAGAAGAGAAUGACAAUGCAAAUGAAGCUGAAGAAGAGAAUGAUGAUGCAAAUGACCCGGGAAUGUUUUUUGAAGAGCACAUCCAGUGGCCAGUUCAGCACCUGGACAGAGAUUGCCAGACUGUGAGGGACCUUAUGGAAACUUUCAUCCUUGUCUUCCAGUAUAUCUUGUCAAAUACUAGUUUCCCAGUGCUGGAAAAUGCCAUCGAGGUGGGCAGUGCCUUUGAAGGGUGGAGUCCCCGUGAGGAAGACAUCACCUACCGCCUGCUUGUGCCCCUGAAACCCCCCCGUGGACACAUCUUCCACCUGGAGCCGGGCCCCGUGUGGCUGGCGAGGAACUUUCGCAUCCGCGUGGAGUUGGUGUGCACCUGUGAGACGGAGCAGCCGGUAGGAGAGACACGUUGCUUUCUCCAUGACCUCGAGCAGGACCAGAGGAGGAAUGCAAGCUUCAGCACCCUAGACGACCUCUGCACUGACUCCUACCUAGAUGUGCAGAAAAUUGCUCGCUAUUUCCAGAUGUUUGUGAGACAUUCCUGGAGGGCUCUGCCUAUUUCAGCUGCACACCGUCUAACAGUGCUGCCCGCCGACCGCUCCUGCAAAUUCUGUGUGACACGAGGCUGGGAGAAAAGGAUUUUAAUUGAGUUUUUUUUUGGGGUGCAAGAAGGCACCUCGGACAUCUUCGUGAGCAGCCAGUAUACAGAGGCUGCCUACACCCCAAGCACAAUGUGGCCAGAGACCUACGCUGUGGCAGAGAUUAAGUUCUUCAGUUAUAUCGCCAGACAUGCACAGCCUGACACCUACCACCUCAGAUGCCUGCAGGUCUGCGUCCGCUGCCUGCUGGGCAGAGACUUUUCCACCUACACAUUGAAGACCGUUGUGAUGCACCUGCUGACCACUAUACCCCUGUCAGACUGGCGCAGGAGGCAUUUCUGGGAACAGCUGAACGACAUCCUGCAGUACCUGCAGAGCUGCCUGGAGAAGAAACAACUGAACCACUUCUUCAUUGGCAAUGAGAAUGUGCCUGAGGAGAUCAUCUUGCCCCUGGAAUUGCGAGUGGCUGAACCAGUCAACCUCUUCCAGCACCUGGCGCAGAAUCCCGACAUCCAUGAGCACGCACAGCUUGAGUUUGAGGAGUUGCGAAGUCGGCUUCAGAGACUGGUUCUCCACGGACGCUGAAAGAGGUCUUCCUGCACAGAGCUGUGUUUGCGCAGGUCACAGCUGCUGGCAGCUGAACGUAUCUUCCAGGAAGCAAAAAGAGAGGAGAAUGCAGGGCACAGAAAGGAAAGGGAACACCCUGCGCAGCAGCCCUCUGCCAAAAGUGGCAGCGUUCCCCUCUCGAUGGUCUCUCCAGCACAGCAGCCAGUGAUGACAAAGAGGAUUGUCAUCCUGUUUUCCCCUCUCACUGUCAGGGCCUUGGUGGCGAUUUCACAUUGGCCCAGAUACUCUUGCUGGGAGCUCUGGUGGGGCAGGGACCAAGCGAGAGGCACCGCUCCAUGUGCCUCUAUGUGUCUGUCCUCUGGGGUCUGGGGGACACUCUGCCCACCCCAGACACUCCCUGGGGAGCUGGCGCCACAGAACCGAGCGCGCUGGACACGAGGAACACACUGAUCAGUCGGCAGCGGGAACUGGUGCCGUGCCUUUCCUGCCCAGCAAAAGCACACACUGGGGAGUGGGAAACAAUGCAGCUGAAGAGGCCGUCAUGAGGAGGCUUGUGACAGGGACUCCGUUACCACCCGCACAGCGACUCCACCCCUGACUUUGAGAGUGUCCAUUCCUUCUGGGAGCUUUGUGCAGAGUUUCCAAUCAAAUUGUGUUUGAGCAAAUGCUGCAUCUGUGAGUGUCUGUGCAUCAUUUUUUUGAGGAACACUGGCAUAGGGUGCAGGUUCUCACAGAAGACAUCCCUGUAAUCCCUGGCUACCAAAAGCUUGCCACACGAAGGCAAUAAAGUGCUGAGCUGCUGCAGAAUCAGGGAGCAUUUUGCAGAAGAGCUGAUGUGGCGGGCUCUGGUUUCAUGAUUCACUUGGCUUUGACUUCCCAGGUGUUGCGGGUUCAUCCCAGCAGGCAGCUUGGCAUCACACAGCUGCUCAAGCCCUUUCCUCCCAUGGCACGGUGGAGAGAAUCUGAGGGCUAAAAGUGGGAAAACUUGUGCAUGUUGAGCUAAGACAGCUUACAAGGUAGAGCUACAUGCCCCGGCGUAGCAAAGUCAAUAAUUCAUUCACUCUUGCCCUGGUCUGCCGGAAGACCUGCAUUUUCAGGAAAUGUUCUUCCUCCUUGCACCUUGCACUUUCAGGAAACAUCCUGGCCUUGCAUGGCUUUCUGGUUAUUAUCAUAGAAUCAUAGAAUAUCUCGACUUGGAAGGGACACAGAAGAAUCAUCAAUUCCAACUCCCAGGUUCUCAUAGGACUACCUAAAAUUAAACCAUUUGUCUAAGAGUGUCAUCCAGACACUUCUUGAAGUCCAACAGCCUCAGUGCUUUGACCCCUUCCCUGGGAAGCCAGCUGCAGCUGCCCUCCACUCACUUAGGGAAGAACUUUUUGUAAUGUCCCAUCUGAAUUUCCCCUAACGCAGCUUCAUUUGAUUUCCUCGUGUCCUAUUGCUGGUCACCAGAGAGAGGAGGUCUGUACCUCCCCCUCCACUGCCCCCUUUGAGGAAUGUCGUGGAGGCACCCCAAAAGUCAGUCUAGGCAGAAAACAAGUUCUAAGCCACACUUUAUUCUAGCCAGAAAACUAUAGCAAAGGAAGUGAUUAGAGACAGGUUUUAUACAAAUGACUUAGCACUCCAACAACAUCAAACACAGACUGGGGUAUCAGCUGAGGAGAUUAUUGGGGUGUGACAAUGUUCAGCCACAGGGUGGUGUAAGAGUCGGUUUGAAGAACAGUAUUUGCCUGAAGAUCGUCAUCAGGGACUUGUAGAACAGAUGGCCUGGUAGAAAGAAUUGGACAAUGACUUGGAGAGGGGCCUGAGGAAAAGAAUUGUGUUA